AUGUCCUUCUUAGACGACGGCCUCGACCCACUUCCCACAGAAUUCGAUCCCGACCGCGUACCGGCCCCGCCCGCUUCGCCUCCGCGUCCACCAGCACCUCAGCCACAGGAGGAUGCGCCGGUGAUUCCUAGUGAUGAAGAGAGCAAAGUGCCCGAGGAAGAGGAGGAGGGGGGAUAUGCUGCCGAGGAGGACGAGGGAGAGGGAGGAAUGGAGUUGAUGGGGUAUCUGCAGGAUUUGAUUGAUGAUGGUGAAGAAGAGCAGCCGGAACAAGCGGGGCCCCCUGCAGAGCGUGAGGCGGCCCCCUCUUCACCCCUCUCCGACUUGCCAGAUCUCCCAGAUGAAAUCGACUUUCCUUUCAUUCGCCGGUCCCCUACUCCUCCAGCGUCGGUCUCCUCUGCAGCCCCCAGCGAGGCCAUUCCUCAUGCAGAGUCAUCUGCUAGUGCCGCCCAACGCGCUGCUACCCUUUCCCAGUCCGAAACUGCGCCUGCCGCCUCAAUGUCAAAUGACGCGACCCAGAGUGUCAACCCGAGUGCUGGCAUCAAACGGGCAAGAGCGCAGCUUGAUAUCAUAGCCACCUCUGAGAGCGUGCGUGGUAUCAACAGACCAAAGUCGAAUGGCUCGCAAAGCGCGACCGACACCGGAGACGAGGACCGUCAGAGCAAAAAGGCGAAAUCCGACAAGAAACCUCGGCACACCAAGAAAGCCUUGGACCCUACUGGUACCGGCCUCAAAGUCAAGGGUCCAGAAAAGGUGCCCACCAGAGCGAAGGUCAUCACCGAAGCGCAGAGGAAGAAGAUCCUCAAGGGACAGACAAUAGAGGUGCAAAUGUCGCCCUGUCAGAGACCGAUAUAUGCGGCUUGGGGCAAGUGUACGCAGUGUAUCUCGAAAGUGAGUGGGGAUAUGUGUCGAUUCAGGGAUUUCCGUGUCUUUCCUAUCGAUCCAGUGACCACCGCUAUCACGGGCCCAGGCUACUUUACCGACAACCCAUGGCCUCAACCCUUGACCCCUCUCCCAACCAAAUUUUCCUCUGAAUUCUCCCCAGCCAUUAUCAGCGCUACGGAACACACCGUCGCACCCAUUCUCCUCCCCCUCAUCACUUCCGAGUCGCGGCACAUCCACACCCACCCAGGCACUCUAUACCGCGGUAUUGACACGGCCAAACACCGAUCAGUCUGCGACUUUUGCUCGUCUACCAUCUUUGGUGGCUGGUGGUUCUGCAAGAGCUGUGGAAGGGAUUACUGUCUGGAGUGCGAGAGAUAUUUCCCGGAUAGUGUGGAGGGGAUGAAGGAGAGCCCUUGGCCGCUUGCGGAUGCCGCGAGGCCGAGAUUGUUGAAGUGCAUCGCUCAGCCUUCAAGAGCUACGCAAAAUGGGAAGGAUGCCGGGAAGGACGGAGGAAAGCCAGAAAAGAAGGGCAAGGAAUUGGCGUGGCAUGUGCGAGGUGAUCUGCAGGCGGUAUCGAGGUUUGAAAAAGAUGAGAUCAAAGAGCAUUGGUUGAGUCUGAGUGAAUAUGUGCUCGCUGGCAAAGAUUCCGACAAACUGGACUUGGCGGGAAAGCUAAGGGUGAUGGGGCUGAGAGGGGAUGGAGAGGCAACGGGGCUUGUCAAAGAGUGGAUAGAGAAGGCGGAAAAGGCCCCAGAACCUGAAAAGGAAAAGGGGCCUGAAGAAGAUGAAGAGGUCAGGGAUCUCGAUGAUAUCUUCAAAGAGAUGAACGAUGAUCCUCCUCGCCAACCGACACCCCCUCUAAUAUCACCUUCUGCUGCCAAACCUCCGAAAUAUGUCUACACCGAGACAUGCCACCCCGCUUCCCACGUCCUCGACCCCCUCACAUCCUCCGACCCCACCCCCGUCGCCCAUCCAGACCCCCCAGACCCCGCAGGCAUACCGAAUCUUCCCUACAUGUACCUCCCCGCCCCUAACCUUACCGACUCGCUAUUUGAUGAGCUCUGGGCAAAGGGCGAGCCGAUCAUCGUCGACGGCAUCGGCAGCCGGAUGGGCGAUUGGGGUCCCGACCGAUUUCGGGAAAUGUUUGGUUCGGAAAAGUGUUCAGUCGUCGACUGUCAAUCAGAUGAACCGCAAGAUUCCACUAUCGACGGGUUCUUUGCCAAAUUCGGGGAGGAAGGCGAGAAGAGGGGAAAGAAGAUCCUAAAGUUGAAAGACUGGCCCCCCGGAGAUGAGUUUGCGAAUACGCAUCCGACGCUCUAUCACGAUUUUUCACGGGCUUUGCCAGCGCCGGAUUGGACAAGGCGGGAUGGCGUUUCCAAUCUUUACUCUCAUUUCCCACCUGGACCGACUCGGCCUGAUAUAGGGCCCAAGAUGUAUGCUGCGUUUGCGGCGGACGAAGGGCCCGGCGGGUUUGGAUCGACGAGGUUGCAUAUGGACGUGGCAGAUGCCAUCAACGUCAUGCUGUAUGCGGCACCUUUUGUUGAAGAGGGGGUCCCUGAGGGUGAAUCUCCUACAGAAGGGGCAGAGAAGGAUCCACCUGGUCUUCCCGAGAAGGAAAAGGAGGAAAAGAUGAAGGGGUCAAAGAAGGAGACCAAGCCAGGCUGUGCCGUUUGGGACCUCUACCCCGCCUCAGCAGCCGACAAGAUCCGCGAUUUCCUCAAGUCCAAGUUUGACAAGACACAUAGCUUCAUCGAUCCCAUACAUUCGCAAAGGUUCUAUCUGGAUUCAGAUUUGAGGAAAGAGCUGUAUGAAAAGAAGGGAGUUUCAGGAUGGAGAGUAUGGCAGUAUCCUGGUCAAGCGGUGUUCAUACCAGCUGGAUGUGCGCACCAAGUCUGUAACCUCUCUGAUUCCAUCAAGAUAGCUAUCGAUUUUGUCUCUCCUCGUACGUCUCCUAUGUCUACUAACGGCGUAGCUGACAAUGUGGCAGACAACGUCCCUCGCUGCCAACGACUCACCCGUGACUUCCGCCGAGAGAAUUACAUGAAAGCUUGGAAAGAGGACGUCCUCCAGCUAUACAACGUUCUCUGGUUCGCCUGGAUGUCUUGUCGUGAAGCCCGUGUCCGUCGAGUCCAGGAAGAGAAGGAUCGCGAGGUGCGAGAAAAGGAGAGGGAGGAACGUUCACGGGGCUUGCGAGAUGGACUUUCUUCACAGAACCCUCGAUCCAGAGAGAGACCUGCGCCCUUCUCCGCAUGUCCCAGCUCCGGUCCUCUCAGUCCUGGCUUCGCAAUGGGUGGUAUGGGCAUGGGUAUAGGCUUGCGCGGAUGGGGUGAAGAUACCACCACCGCCUUCCGCCCCAACUUUAGCUCAGUACGCGACGAGCCUGUGCGGAGCGUAAACAUCAGCUCUGUGAGGGACGAACCGAUUUGGAACGGUAACACGAGCUCGGCGAGGGAUGAGCCUGUGAGAGGUGCGCUAGGGUUGGGUUUUGCAGGAGAGUCGAGUUUGAGGGGUGCUGCGCCGGUGAUCACGAGCGAGGUCAAUGGAAAGGAAGUGGAAGCUACUGCCACCCUCGCUUCUGCCCUGGGAGACAGAGUCGAUCCUCCAGCCUCUGCUACAGCGCCCAACACUUCAGAGAAAGCCACCCACGGGGAUGUCGUCUCGCAAGACGCCCCAGGGAAAGCAGCAAAACGCCAACUUGCCGAAAGUCUGUUCAACCUGACUCUCAAACACCAUGACCCGAACCCUGCCGAAGUCUUCCUUGCCUCGUCAGCAUACAUCAAGUCGCGAAAGGCUUUCGGGCUGGACCAGAUAGGCCAAGCCAAUGCUGGUCUCGGGAAGAAUGCUCCUGUGGGUGGUCCGGCGGCGACAAGAGCUACAAGGUCGCAGCCGGAUCAGCCACUCACUGCCCCUCUCAACGACUUGACUAGGAAAUCCUCCAUUCCAUCAUCCUCCACCCGUCCCCCCUCCCGGCCCAAGAGCAAGACGCCCAAAGCCAUACGUUCGGCUUAUGACGAUUUCCUCGCGCAGUCCAAGAAUGAAGGUCUUGGAGCAGACGAGGCGAAUCUGGCAGAGCUCGCAGGCCUUGGUGUAUGGGACAGGCUGAGAGACACUGGGGACAGGGGCAGCACGCCAAUCCUUACUGUUAACGGGAACAGCGAGUCAACCCCUCAAACGAUCCCUCUCGAUGCCCUCCUUCAGAAUCAAGUUCCCUCUGGCACUGCCGAGACGGCAAUGUCUGGCGAGGCGGCGGAGACGGAGACGGAAUUAGGGCUGGUCGCCGAGCAUGACGGAUAUGGAGAUGCGCCGGAUCUGGAUCUAGGGGAGCAAGAGAGGAUUGAUCUGAUGGCGCAGAUUCAGAGUCUCAAUGAGAAUGGCGAUGACGAUGACGAUAUUGAGAUGGAUGGGGAAGGGCCGUACUGA
Messenger RNA from Cryptococcus amylolentus CBS 6039, 4302 nucleotides. RefSeq lists its product as hypothetical. Gene Ontology annotation, cellular component: chromatin; histone deacetylase complex. Bases 1 to 4302 code for a protein of 1433 amino acids. Gene Ontology annotation, molecular function: histone H3K9 demethylase activity; chromatin DNA binding; transcription coregulator activity. Gene Ontology annotation, biological process: regulation of transcription by RNA polymerase II. The transcript has 5 exons. The record is from RefSeq and is a predicted model, not a curated record. Lineage: Eukaryota; Fungi; Basidiomycota; Tremellomycetes; Tremellales; Cryptococcaceae.